UUUCCCGGUGCGCGGCGGCGGCGGCGGUGGCGGCAUCACCGGCGGCAUGGCCGUGUGGACCCGCGCUUGCAAAGCGGGGCUGUUGGAGCUGCUGUUACGGGAACGUUGGGUGCGGGUAGCGGCGGAGCUGAGCGGAGAGGCAUUGAGCUUAACGGCGGAACCGGGAAGCUGCGAAGCGGCGGUGGUUAACGGCGUGGUUAACGGAAACCCGGAGGCAGCGCCCGGUUGCGUGCGGAGGGUGCGGGUGGUGAAGGCGGAGGCGGGAGGGCUCGGUAUCAGCAUCAAGGGAGGUCGGGAGAAUCGUAUGCCGGUGCUCAUCUCACGUAUCUUCCCGGGGUUGGCGGCGGAACGGAGCGGGGCGCUCCGUCUCGGCGACGCUAUCCUCGCCGUUAACGGCGUCGAUCUACGGGAUGCUACUCACGAUCAAGCCGUCCAGGCGCUGAAGCGUGCCGGGAGGGAAGUCAUCCUCGAAGUGAAGUUCAUGCGGGAGGUGACCCCCUACAUCAAGAAGCCCUCGCUGGUGUCGGACUUGCCCUGGGAGGGGGCUGCCCCGCAGUCACCCAGCCUGAGCGGCAGCGAGGACUCGGGCUCCCCGCAGCACCAGGGCCCCCGUGACCGCAAGGUGAUCCCCUUGAAGAUGUGUUUCGCUGCUAGGAACCUCAGCAUGCCUGACCUGGAGAACAGGCUGAUCGAGCUGCACUCCCCGGACAGCCGGAACACCCUGAUCCUGCGCUGCAAGGACACAGCGACGGCGCACUCCUGGUUCACGGCGCUGCACGCCAACAUCACUGCCCUGCUCCCGCAGGUGCUGGCUGAGCUCAACGCCAUGCUGGGCACCGGCGGCGCCGUGGCCGGUGGCAGGGAGGUGAAGCACAUCGCCUGGCUGGCUGAGCAGGCACGCCUGGACGGAGGGCGGCAGCAGUGGCGACCUGUCCUCAUGGCAGUGACAGAGAAGGACCUGCUGCUGUACGACGGCAUGCCCUGGACCAGGGAUGCCUGGGCAUCCCCUUGCCACAGUUACCCGCUGGUGGCUACCAGGCUGGUGCAUUCAGGCUCGGGCCUCCGCUCGCCCGCCCUGGGCUCGGAGCUCACCUUUGCCACCCGGACGGGCUCUCGGCAGGGUGUGGAGAUGCACGUGUUCCGCGUGGAGACCCACCGGGACCUCUCCUCCUGGACACGCAUCCUGGUCCAGGGCUGCCAUGCUGCUGCUGAGCUGAUCAAGGAGGUGACCGUGGGCUGCACCCUGGGUGGGCAGGAGGUGCUGCUCUGCAUCCACUACGAGUGUGGCUUCACCAUCUGCCGCGAGGAGCCGGGUGGCAGCAUCCUCUUCCGCUACCCCUACGAGAGGCUGAAGAUGUCGGCAGAUGAUGGCAUCAGGACCCUGUACCUUGACUUCGGGGGCCCCGAGGGGGAGCUGGCGCUGGACCUGCACUCCUGCCCCAAGCCCAUCGUCUUCGUCCUGCACACCUUCCUCUCAGCCAAAGUCACCCGCAUGGGGCUGCUGGCAUAGGUGGUCCCACAUGCCCCCCCCCGCCUUUCCCCAUCACAGACCAGGGGGAAAGGGGAGGGCCCCCCCCAACCUCCUGUCCUACCAGUGCCUUUCCGGGGCUGGGACUCGCUGCCCCAGGAGCUGCCGGGGCAGUGGCAGGAUGGCUGCUCUGGGCUGGGGGGGGUCUGAGCCUCUCCUGCUCUGCCCUGGCAAUCCCAGCCCCCCCGGUUCUGGGGGGAAGGACAGGGCACAGACAACAGCUUUAACUCCCCCCGGGCCUAAACCCAUCACUCAUCUCACCAACUGUGCCUUGGAGCACCCCAGUGCUUCCUCCAGCACCCCUCCUGCCUUGGGGCUCCCCUCCAAAGGGGGUCACAUUGUCCCCAAUUGGGACGGGUCUGGGGCUCCGUGAUGCCCCCAUUGCUGCAGCAUAGGGUCCCUCUGCCCCAGUCAGGGUGGGGGACACAUACUUAUCUUACUUGGGGCAUUCAUGGGUACAAGAGGGGACCCCCUGCACCCUGCUGCUGCUCUCAGUGCUGCUGCAGAGUGCAGCAGUGAUCCCCCUAAAACCUCCCAAAGCCAGAAAACAAUGCUGUGUCUCUGCUUCCUGCAGGGCUGGGGCUGCCAGGACCCCCCCCAAUGGCACCCCCAACCCUGCAGCCUGGCCCCUUGCCCGGGAGCUGCUGGGGAUCUGGCCCCCCACGGCUCGGGGGCUCGCAGGCCCUGGGGAUUGGGGCAGUACAUGUAGAUUGAUGCACUUUCGCUUUUGUACUUUCUCUCCCUCUGG
Molecule: messenger RNA, 2276 nt
Organism: Pezoporus occidentalis (night parrot)
Lineage: Eukaryota; Metazoa; Chordata; Aves; Psittaciformes; Psittacidae
Gene: SNTB2
Product: syntrophin beta 2
Exons: 7
Coding region: 47-1510 (487 amino acids)
Cellular component (GO): dystrophin-associated glycoprotein complex; intracellular anatomical structure; synapse
Molecular function (GO): protein binding; structural molecule activity
Source: RefSeq, a predicted model, not a curated record